This is a messenger RNA of Diachasmimorpha longicaudata, 2401 nucleotides long. Its product is annotated as acidic leucine-rich nuclear phosphoprotein 32 family member B-like. Bases 287 to 631 code for a protein of 114 amino acids. Lineage: Eukaryota; Metazoa; Arthropoda; Insecta; Hymenoptera; Braconidae. The record is from RefSeq and is a predicted model, not a curated record. The transcript has 3 exons.
UGCUCUCUCGGGCAUUUCGCCGGAAACCGACGUCGCGCGAGGACGCAUCGCAUUCUUAAACUCACUCACCUCGAGGUUCUCUCUUUACGCGCCCAUAUUACACGUUUACGCGUUCCGUGCCGACACCAAUACUUAAAAAAAAAAGAACGAUAUACUCGUGUUGUUUUUUCCAUUAAAGUUAAUAAGUCUUAAAACCCAAGUACAACUGUACUCGUGCCGUGUAUCAACGCACACUAAUUCAAUCUCACAAAUUAAUAUUGAAUUUAAUUAAAAAAAAAAACCAACAAUGAGUACCAAGGAAAACAACGAGGUUGCCGUUGAGAAGGCGACGGAAAACGACAAGGCGUCCGGGGACGCGAAGUGCGACCUGAAAGGGAUCAAGAGGGCGGCUGAGGAUAAAACUGACGAUGUGAAAAAGCAGAAGAAGGAGGAGAAUGGUGAUGGUGAUGCUGACGAGGAGGAGAUUGAUGAGGACGUUGACGAUGAAGAGGAGGAGGUAGACGGUGAUGAAGAGGAAGGUGACGACGAGGUCGAGGGUGAGGAGGACCUCGAUGAUGGCGAAGAAGAGGAAGACGAUGAUGCUGAAGCUGAAGUGGAGGGUGAAAUAGAAGACGAAGAGGAGGACGCAUAAUGAAAGAAAAAACAAAUAAACAAACUGGUGAAAAAAAACAAACAAAAUAAAAAUGUUAAGUAAGUAAGAAGGGGAGGCAGAUGGCGCCAUCGUCGAAUUUCACCGACAAUCUUUUCACAAAAAGCAAAAACACUUACUCUCAUAUUGAGCGGUUGGUUAGCGAAUAAAGUACAUGAACACAAUAACAAUUUAUGAGAACAACAAAGGAAAUAAAUAAAGGAAAAAUUGACGCCUUCGCCCAAGUCCUCCUAAUCAAUAGCUGAAGCAAAAAAAAUAAUGGUUACGAAAACAAGAAGGAGUACAUAAUAAUAUGAAUCCAAUGAUGCAACUCAUGCCAGAGUUGGAGCGGGCCGACUCGAAUCUUGUAGCACAUCUGCAACAAUAUAACCCUUGGCUCAUUGCAAUUCUGGUUCUUAUCUCCCUUCUAGCCAUCACCAAAUACAGAUUCUGGAAAUUAUUGAUAUUGUGACAAGAACGUUUUUUUUUUUUAAUAAAAAUGACUAAAAUCAAUAAAAGUUCAAUUGCUCCAAAAUAAUUAAAUGAAAUUCCUUGAAUGCUCUUCGCAAUAUUCAGUGACAAUCUGAUUAUGUUGGAGCCUUCCAUCUCAGAGAAAAAAAAAACAAUGCACCUACACCUUAGCAUUGCGUCGAAUAUCACGACGAUUAUAUAUAUGUAUACAUAUGUAUAACGUUUUCAAUGUUUAAUUUCCUCGUUCGAGCAACAUUUAUUCGUCAAACUCCUUGGUAUUUGUCGCCAUCUGGCUUUCUUCACGGAACGGUUUUAUAAUGACUAAAAAAAUAAAUAAAAAAACGAAAAAAAUAAAAAAAACUUAUUUAAGAAAUGAUAAGGAAAAAGCUCUAUUGUAUUUAAAUAGUGUAAAAUGGACAUUUGUGGGGGUGAUGAUUUUUUUACAUUUUUGAAAUCAAAUUGCGUUUGUAGAUCGACGAAUGUCUCUCACAUAGUGCGCGUGACUGAGUUUUUAAUUUCAAUGAAAUAAAAAGAAGAAACACAAAAUGAGAUGAAAUAAUUUGGAGCAAAUUAAAGAAAACUAAUAAAACGACAAACCAAUUUAAUUUAAAUGUGUAAUAGAAAAAAAAAGUGUCGUAGCAGAGGUGUGAGUCUGGCAGGCCGAUUUUAAGUAAAAAAUUAAUAUAGAAAUUGUAGUUUAAGGGUUGAAUGAAAGAUUAAUUGAAAUAGCGGUGCGUAAAUACGUAAUACAAAAGUGAAUAAUCAUGGAUCCCGAGGCACAGCACCGCUCAAUUGUUCGAUGUAUAGGUGAAUUAUACAAAGACAUUUUUUCUUUAUGGAUUAUGAAAUUUUCAUUGACAGAUUAAUGAAUUUUAUUUCUCUUCUCCUGCCUUGAAUUAUUUAAUAACAUCUCUUUGCGAUUAGCAAUGUUCGCCAGGUGUGUAUGACUACAUGUGUGACUUUAACCAUUGCAUAAUAAUUAUACAUAGCAUGUAUAAAGUUAUCAAAUAAGAAAACAAUUUAUAAUUAACGAAUUAAUAAUGUGAACUUAAAUUUGCAACAAAAAAACGUAAUAUGCAUCAUGGAAAAUGAACUCUUCAUUUAUGGGAAAUAAUAAGACUCUGGGCAUUAGUAGGGAUUGUACAAUAUUGUCAAGUCCUACUAGAGUGCAGUGCACGAUGUUUCGGUAACUCAAAAGUGAUUUUUAUUUUUUAUCAUUGUGUCUUAACCUCGGGAAUACGAAAAAAAUUCAUUCUCUUUCGAUUGUACAUUUUCAAUAAAAUUCGAAUGUUCAAACUAUGA